Symbiodinium natans is the source of this 3951-nucleotide messenger RNA. NCBI's taxonomy places the organism in Eukaryota, Dinophyceae, Suessiales, Symbiodiniaceae. The record is from the annotation of a GenBank genome assembly.
AUGAAGGAUGGCCCAUUCUGCAGAGGCCUGCCUGAAAUCGAAACUGCUCGACACAGGCCCUUCACACUGGACAGCAUUGUGCCGCAACAUCUCUUCGGAGACCCCCGUGCCACCCUGGAGCUCUCUGCAUCCAACGUCGUGAAAAGCGCCGUGGACGCCGAUACCUCUGCAAAUAAGCAGGCCACGCUGAUCCUCAACAAGUUCCUGGAAGACUUCUCGAAGGUCAAGGAGGUGUACGUGAAGUCCUUGGGUGUGGAGGGGCGCCUGGAUUUCUCACGACUGCCCAUGGGAGGUGGACUGGGCCUCUCUCGAAGCUUCUCGCUCGGGUUGCCAAGUGGUGUGUCCGCCACAUGGGCAGGACCCUGGCAGGUGGUUCCUGCCGAGCUGCCUCCUGACGACACGUUGGCCCCCAGGAGAUGGGCGGCCAGAUCCAAGUCCCGAACAUCCCGAAAAUCCGGGCCACGAGCCGCGCUGCGAUUGAACGGUGCCAUUGGCAGCAUCCGGUUCUCGCGCCCGGUCGUGGUACGGAGCCUCCAGAUCCAGCCGGUUCAGGGAGGCCCUCGCUUGUGGGUACGCGGGCGGCUGUCGGGUGGUGAGGUUUGGCGACAUUCCUACCAAUGUGAGGCACAGCUUUGUGGCACUGGGGACCUUGUUUUGGGUCGGUGGGAGGGUGAUGGACAGUGGUACUACGCGAGGAUUUUGAUGCCUCAUGAUGCCGGAGCCACGCUGUGGUGGAUCGAUCGGGAUCCCUCUCAUCGCCUCGUGGCCUGGGAACAUCUCACGACGCCUGCUGGCAAGCCUUGCAGGGGCGAAGCAAGUCCUGGAGCCACUGGAACUGUAAUGUUUUCGAAGUCUUCGAAGUCUUCGAGCAAAUGGAAGGACCUGGCACGGCGAAGCAAGGCUGUUGACGAGAUCGCCUUCUUGGCGCCCGAUGGCCUCGAUGGCCUCGGCUGGCUGCUGGGUGAGCUCCACGUGGCCACUGUCCGCUGGCGCCCCGAGGUUGGUGCCGAUGACAGCGUGCGCCUCCCCUCGGAUGCCUUGUCCAGAGUAGUGCAGGUUUUGCCUGGGCCCUUUGCCACUAUCGAGGAUGUUUCCCAUGCUGCCUUGUACUACAACGCCGACGACAUGCUAGAGCAGGGCCUUCGCCUCAACAGCUUUGCAAGGCGCCAGGAGCUCGUGGAGGCCCCGCGCCGCUCCAAGACAGACUCCUACGUCCAGUUGAGCGCCUUCCGCUCCGUGGAGGGGCUGAAGCAGAUGCUACGGGCUCUGAUGCCAGGCCUUGGUCGCCCCUGGCUUCGGCUUCCGGCGCACGUCAGCCAAGCCCGCGUGCUUGCCGACUUGGACCACCUAGUGACGACGCUGGAUGUCAGCCACCUGCAGCCGGAGGACCAAGAGAAAGUGGUCAAGCGCUACGGCCACUUCGAGGUGUUCUUUGCAGACAUUUGGGACUGGAGGACGGCUGUGGACUCACUCCAGGUGCUAUAUGAGCUCUGGAGGGAGGAUGCAGCCAUGCAGAAUGAGGUCACCGGCGUCUUCAAAAAGGGGCAGUCCUGGCAGGGCUCCUACUUCUGCACCCAGGGCCGCACUCAGUUUAGCCUCGACAUCACUGAUGUCACGUCAGUCAAUGGCAAGGAGCAGAUACGAGCGGAUUUAACCUUCAUCAUCGCCAAGAAGGGCAAAAACGUCACCGGCAUCUACGAGGUUUCGGGGCUCCUGGAGCCAGCGGGAAGGAGCCUCGUCAUGGAGCCGAUCCCAGACUCCUGGAAGGCCCAGCCCAAGAAUUUUGUAAUGGUCGGAACGCACGGUGUGGUCUCGGCCGUGGACGGUACGAAUCGCGCAGUGUAUGCCGGCACCGUGCCCAUCUAUGGAUGUGACAGUUUCGAGCUGUUCUCAGAGGGAACAGGCUCAUCGGAGCAGCGAGAAGAGCACAAUUUGCCCUGGAACGGGGCCUUGAAGAGGCUCAGCGAGACCAUCGAUUCGAAUCGGCAUCUCUGGCGCAGCGUGCUGCAGCGCAUAAUCUCAGAGAAGCCGUCCAAGCCGAGCAAGGUAGCCCAGCUCUUCGAGGCAGCGAGGAAUGCUGGCCUCCUCAGCGUGGAGUUUACCACCGCGGGCGGCGAGGAGGUCGUGCUACAGUCCUCGAUCAUGAAUGUCCUGAGCGGCCGUGCGGGCUAUGGCAAAAUCCAGGGCAAGAUCCGGAUCAACGGCACCUGUGGAGAGGGCCGGGCCAUCUCAGAGCUGCGCUCGGUCACCGGCUUUGUGCCGCAGGAUGACGUGAUGCACCGGAACUUGACGGUGGAAGAGAACGUCUCUUUCCAAUCGCAGAUGCGGCUGCCCCGGGGCGAGGGUGUGACCUCACUUGUGGAGCGGGCCAAGCAAUGCGAGGCAGCCUCGACGGACAUCCUCGAGCAGUUGGGGUUGGGAAACCCCCAGCUUCGCAAGACGGCCAUCGGCGAUGAGCAGGUGAAAGGUGUGUCUGGCGGUCAGCGUAAGCGGGUGUCCAUUGCCAUGGAGUUCGUCUCCAGGCCCUCCUUGCUGUUUCUGGAUGAGCCGACAAGCGGCCUGGAUUCCACCACCUCGCACGCGGUGGUGGAUGUUGUGGCACAAGCCGCCAAAAAGCAGCGGUGCACCACCAUUGCUGUUAUCCAUCAGCCGCGCUACGAGACGCUGCGGCUCUUUGAUAAUGUGAUCCUUCUUGCGGCCGGAGGCUACCUUGUGUACUCCGGGCCCACCGCAGACGUCGAACGCUAUUUCUCGGACGUCCUGGGAGUGCGAUUCCCGCCCAAAGCUAACCCGGCGGAUACCCUCCUGGAUGCCAUCACUGCGGACGCCGCUGCAGCCAUGCUCGCUAAAGGCGACAUGAAGCAGAACGGCGCCGACAUGCAAAGUCCCAUGCGCUUCGGAAAGUGGCUGGCAGAGACAUGGGCCCAGCACCAGGAUGCCUACCACCAGGCCCCACCCGCGAAAAUGGACGUGCCGCUGCCCGAUUUAGCAGUGAGGACCUGUACGUGGGGUGAGGAAAUCUUCGUUCACAUGAAGCGGGCAGCCGUCCAAUUGCAGCGGGACCGACAGCAGGUGCUGUGGAACAACAUGCUGCUGGUGGCCGGCCUUGCCAUUUUCUGUAUUUGUGCUCCCGCAAAGGCUGCGCAGCAAGAGUUGAUGCAUCCGCUGCUGGCCCUCUUCCUGCUGCUCCUCACGCAGGGAGUGGCGGCGCAGCGCGUCUUCGGCGGCCGCGAGCGCUUCGUGGCCUGGCGGGAGGCUGGCGUCGGCACGAACACCUUCCUUUGCUUCUUGGGCCGCGACAUCGCAGCACUCGCCGAGGUGUUGCUUGCAGCGCUGUUUUUCUCUGCUCUUUACUGGCCGCUGGGACCCCUGCAGUCCAGCCACCACACGAUCUUCUGGACUUCCUUCGUCUUCGUCUAUACAGCCUUCGGCCUCAACUACAUCUGCAGCGUCUUCAUGACCCCAGACACCGCGCAGAUGAUGGCUGUUGUCAUGGCGUUUCUGUCCUUCUUGCUGGCCGGGUUCAAUCCGUCGUUCAGUGCGCUGACAGCCAUGCCCUUCGGCAUCGGAUCUAUCGUGAUGGCGCUGUCGCCCAUGAGAUGGGCCUACGGCUUCUUGAUGCAUGACCACAUGCUGCAGAAGACCUCCAGCUUCGCCAACCCUAUGGUGCGCCUGUCGGCACAGUCCAUGCUAGACGAGCGCGGCAUGCCCUUGGAGUGGAUCUUCAAGACAGGCUGGAACUGUGACAACUCCACGCGAUGGAACUGGGAGGGUGCACCCUGUCCGGAAGGCGACUCAGACUGCCCCGGCUUCCGGCCGCCCAAUGGUUUCGUCUGCGACCUCACGCAGCUCCUCCUGCUUGGGAUCUACUUCCGAGCCAUUGCGCUGCUGUGCAUGGUGAUUACCUCACGCUUGAAGGCGUCUGGAGGAGGCACGUCCCCCAUGUUCUGA